AUGCUCUACCUCGCCUUGAUCUCGAUUCUCGCGCUCGUUAGCCUCGACGCAGCGCUCGCUGACCACCAGACGUGCUCGUGGCGAGGGCCUGGUCCUCGCAACCCCACCAAGUACGGCUUCGUGCUAUUUUGCUCGGCGCCGAAGCACAUCGUAGAUGAUCAGCAUGCCCAGUACCUGUGCGAAGGCAACAACAUCAAGGUGGCCGACUUCAACUUCCUCGGUCCAGGACUGCUUGAGUUCGGAACGCCGUGCAAUAAUCAGGGUUACGCUGAGAACUGCAAGGACUCGACGUGGGGCCUCUGCAUCGCAGCUCACGGCACAGGUACCGCAGAGCCCCAGAUUGCCCCGAGGUGUUUUUAUAUGGCACGGUAUGACGACUGCCAGUGGCCUCAGCAGUUCAACUUGAGCACCUUGCCCGACGCCGUCUUCAUCUACCUGAAUGGUAGCAUGAACCGCCUCACCACCGUCACUCUCCUCGCGCUCUUCGCCUUCGCGGCUCUCGCCCGCGCAGAGCACGCCGUCUGCUCUUGGCUUGCCUUUGGCUCAGGUUCGCCCAAGUCGCAUGGCUUCACCAAAUUCUGCACCGCGCCCAAGAGUAUUCCCCCUGCAGACCAGGUUCACGCCACCUAUCACUGCGAGGGCACUUUGACUAAGGUGGCAGAUUUCAGCUACUUACGAUCGGUUUUCGCCUGCUCCUUUGCGCUCUUUCUCGCCCUCAUCGCUGGCAUCUUCCCCGUUGCCGACGCAGACCAUUACACCUGCAGCUGGAUCUGGGCUCCAGGCAAUCCUACGACGUACAACUUCUCCAAGUUCUGCGAUGCGCCAAUCACCGUAUUCCGCGAGACCAAGGGCAUCUACUGGUGCAACAACACCAAGCUACAGGUCGCCGAUUUUGACUAUCUGGGACCAGGUAUUUUGGAGUUUGGAACUGCGUGUUCUCGUAAAGGAUACUCUCCGGACUGCUCCAAGGCCUACUGGGCCGUGUGCAUCAGCGAUACUGACUGUCGCGUGAUGAAUAAAAAGGACGACUGUGAGUGGCCGGUCAAGUUCAACAUUAGCACGGCCCCAAAAUCGGUGUCCGUCUACUCCGUCUGA
Messenger RNA from Jaminaea rosea, 1095 nucleotides. RefSeq lists its product as hypothetical. The transcript has 3 exons. NCBI's taxonomy places the organism in Eukaryota, Fungi, Basidiomycota, Exobasidiomycetes, Microstromatales. The record is from RefSeq and is a predicted model, not a curated record. The coding region runs from base 1 to 1095 and encodes 364 amino acids.